Molecule: messenger RNA, 6320 nt
Organism: Chiloscyllium plagiosum (whitespotted bambooshark)
Lineage: Eukaryota; Metazoa; Chordata; Chondrichthyes; Orectolobiformes; Hemiscylliidae
Gene: nedd4a
Product: NEDD4 E3 ubiquitin protein ligase a
Biological process (GO): neuromuscular junction development; regulation of dendrite morphogenesis; receptor internalization
Cellular component (GO): cytoplasm
Molecular function (GO): protein binding; sodium channel inhibitor activity; ubiquitin protein ligase activity
Source: RefSeq, a predicted model, not a curated record
AAGCCUUUUGAUUCUGAAUUAUGCUGGAUGUCGCUCUUUAAAAUUUCCUGUAAUGCAAUACUAUGGGGUAAAAAUACGAUGUUGGUUCAGUGUUGGAGAAAUGUUUGAAACUCCACUGCCUAAAGCAGUGCCACAUAUUUAGCUUGCUUGCCGGGGACGAGAUGUAAUAUAUGAAACCGAAAUGCAAGAAGAUGUUGAUUUUGGGUUGGAUUCAGUCAUUCAUGCAAGUAAAGGAGAUUUAAUUGAAGCAAGGUUGGCUAGAAUUCAAACAGUGUGCAGCAGCUGAGCUUCUUGUAAAGGUUGCUGAGUUUUCAGUGCUGUGGAAGAGCGUCUGCCUUUAUUUCUCACCGUUAGAGACACUCAUGGCUAUUCAGACUUGCGGGAGGCAUUCCUGCGAUCAUGAUUUUUGCUGCUGGACAUUUCUAACUUCCUAGGCUUAAUAGCCUUGGUGCACUAAUGACUGGAAUGCUGCUUGUCACUUCAGCUAUUUCUGCUUAUCUACAGCUCCUGAUGGUGACCGUAUCGCAUGUGGCAGUGCUUGCUAUGAUUGCCUUAAGCUUUCUCUGCAGAUUGUGAGUUUUUAACCAGCUCAGAUUCAUUCCAACCUAGGACCACUUUAUUGUAUUUCAAAAAGGAAGAAUGGCCCGUCGUUUGCGAUUGCAUUUUGCAACCAGGAGGAGCAACACUGACCCACUGUCUGAAACUUCGGGAGAGGGCUUGGAGAGUAACAUUUGUAUGACAGUUGAGACUGUACCAGUAAAUGUGAGAAAGAAUGUUCACCAAGUGACUACACAUGAACCCAUGGUGGUGCAGACAGCAUCACAGGGUGAACGUAUCCUACAGCGCAGUUCUUCAUUGUUUAUACCACAGGUUAGUAACAAUGAUCAUCACCGCAAAAAAAGCUCCACGUUGCAAAUAUCACUGCAGUCCAAACAAUCCAGAGGACAGUGUGAACCUAGUACUCGUACCAGCAACAAUGGCAGUGAGGGUGGUUCAUGCAAUGCUGAUAUUUCUUUUGACCAAGAGCUUUUAGAAUGUGUGGUGGGGUCCACCAAAGCAUCGGUAAAGUUGAGGAAAUCGAAGGUGCCGUUGAGACGUUGUUCAUCACUGGUGAUAUUUCCUCAGAGUCCAUGUAGCACUCCGCCAGCUACACCAACAAGCCCAGAUCCUUUUACAAGUGCAAGUAACAAUCCCACAUUAAAUAGAUUCCUUCCUUGCCCCCAUGAACCAAAUCAAGAUGAAGAUCAGGCUGUGUCUAAAUUCAAAGAAGCAAGCGCAUGUUUUGUUGCAACAGCAGUUAAUGGACUGCGUUUGUCUAACCCAAUUUGUGCUUCUACUGAAAUUAGAGACAUUAAGUCACUUCAUUGCAAUGGACAGCAACCUGGCAAAAAUCGAGCAAUAGAUUAUGGUGAGGACGAAGCAGAGUCUUGGGGGAAGGUGAAGAAACUGCAAAGACCUUCAAAUCACAUUCUGCACUUAAAUUACCAAAGAGCUCAUGUAUUUGGAACAGAGACCAAGGAAGGACAAAUUCAGCCUGAGUCGUUCAUGAAGGAGUUUAAGCAGAGUUCUUUAAAUGCUGGACAUACACAUCAUCCUAACAAGUUAAUAAGGAGCACCUCUGUAUGUUUACCUUCAUUCAAUGGUGUGAUAGAAAGGGAAAUUAUAAAUGAUCAAAAUAAACGUCCGAUCUUUCAAAGGAGCCAUUCGCUUGAAGUUCCCUGUCAGUUGGUUUCCAGUUAUCACUCGAAACCUAAGCAAUCAAAGGUUGGGAUCCCUCAUUUACAAAUCCAUGUAGCUCCCAGAUCAGAGCAAAAGAGCUUUAAUUCUGUGGAGGAAGUGACUGGAACUGUUUGGGGACAUAAGUGCAAGACCAGGGAUGAUUUUCUGGGCUUGGUGGAUAUUCCCCUUCAACAUAUCCCGACUGAAAAUCCAAACCAGGAGAGACCAUAUACAUUCAAGGAUUUCAUCCUUCAUCCGAGAAGUCAUAAGUCUAGGGUUAAAGGACACCUUCGAUUAAAGAUGACCUAUUUGCCAAAAAGUAAUGCUUCUGAAGAAGAUAGCACAGAGCAAACUGAUGAAUUGGAGCCUGGCUGGGAACUUCUGGACCAACAGAGUGUGACUGUCCAUAGCCAACCUCCCCCAGCAUUACCCAGUGGGUGGGAAGAGAAGCAGGAUAAUCUGGGAAGAACUUACUUUGUCAACCACGAAACCAGAACAACGCAGUGGAUUCGACCAAGUUCUCAGGACACUGCAUCAGACAUAAAUCGUUGUCGAAAUAACAUCCAGCUGGAGGCACAGCGUGUAUAUAGUACACGGAGACAGAUAUCAGAAGAAACAGAAACUUCUGAAAGCAACAGAGAUUCUCCAGAUCAGAGCUGGGAAAUUAUAACUGACGAUGAAACUGUGUUUGGGAACUGCAACCCUCAGUCACCCCCACCUCCCCACACACCUACGGGACAGAAUGCAGGUUUUGACUUGCAAAAUCAGCUCGCAGAGGAACUUAGUCGGCGUUUUCAGGCAUCUGGGUGCACAGUUACAGAUCGUCGCAGCUCCUGCUCAAGUCAUUCCAGUAGACGGGGAAGUUCACAAACUACUAUGGAAGAACAGCCAGUGCUGCCGGUUAUUUUACCCACUUCAACAGGAUUGCCUCCUGGCUGGGAACUAAAGAAGGAUGACAAGGGAAGAGCUUAUUAUGUCAACCACAAUAACCGAACCACCAGUUGGACGCGACCUGUUAUGCAGACCACUAGUGAGGCAGUACAACCAAAACCCUGUCGGAGUCCCACAGCGUAUCUUCCUCCGACAGCAUCUCCUCAAGAUUCUCCACAAAAUUCCCCAGGCCAACAAAGGAAAUAUGAUUUGGGCUUUCUCCCCCCAGGCUGGGAAGUCCGACAUGCAAGCAAUGGUAGACAUUUCUUCAUUGAUCACAACACCAAAACGACAACAUGGGAGGACCCAAGAUUAAAAAUUCCAGUUCAUAUGAGGCAUCGGCCAUCUUUAGAUCCUUCAGACCUUGGGCCACUUCCUCCUGGCUGGGAGGAGAGAAUUCACUCAGACGGUAGAAUUUUCUACAUCGACCAUAAUUCUAAAGUUACCCAGUGGGAGGAUCCUCGUUUACAGAAUGUAGCCAUCACUGGACCUGCUGUGCCUUACUCAAGAGAUUACAAACAGAAGUAUGAUUAUUUCAGGAAAAAGCUGAGGAAGCCUUCAGAUGGUCCAAAUCGAUUUGAAAUGAAGCUACGUCGUAAUGCAAUCUUAGAAGAUUCCUACAGAAAAAUAAUGUCUGUGAAGAGAGUGGAAUUCCUUAAAGCCAGACUGUGGAUUGAGUUUGAUUCUGAAAAAGGAUUGGAUUAUGGUGGUGUUGCCAGGGAAUGGUUUUUUCUCCUCUCUAAGGAGAUGUUCAAUCCUUAUUAUGGAUUGUUUGAAUAUUCUGCCACGGACAAUUACACCUUACAGAUAAAUCCAAACUCUGGACUUUGCAAUGAGGAGCAUUUAUCUUACUUCAAGUUCAUAGGCCGUGUAGCUGGAAUGGCCGUUUACCAUGGAAAAUUAUUAGAUGGGUUUUUCAUCAGACCAUUGUAUAAGAUGAUGCUUCAGAAGCCAAUUACACUGCAAGAUAUGGAGUCAGUGGACAGCGAGUAUUACAACUCACUAAUGUGGAUUCUUGAAAAUGAUCCAACUGAUUUGGAUCUUCGAUUUGUGGUUGAUGAAGAGUUGUUUGGUCAGACUCAACAACAUGAACUAAAACCUGAUGGAUCAGAAAUAUUGGUUACCAACAAAAACAAGAAAGAAUACAUUCACCUUGUGAUGCAGUGGAGGUUUGUCAAUCGCAUCCAGGAGCAAAUGAAUUCUUUUAAGGAGGGCUUUUUUGAACUGAUCCCACAAGAUCUCAUAAAAAUAUUUGAUGAGAAUGAAUUGGAGCUAUUAAUGUGUGGACUAGGGGAUGUAGAUGUCAACGACUGGAGGGAGAAUACAAAGUACAAAAAUGGAUACAAUGCAAACCAUCCGGUCAUACAAUGGUUUUGGAAGACAGUGCUGUUAAUGGAUUCAGAAAAGCGUAUUCGAUUCCUGCAGUUUGUGACUGGUACUUCACGGGUACCUAUGAAUGGAUUUGCUGAAUUGUAUGGAUCAAAUGGACCACAGUUAUUUACUAUUGAACAGUGGGGAACUCCAGAGAAAUUACCAAGAGCUCACACAUGUUUCAAUCGUCUCGAUUUGCCACCUUAUGAAUCAUUUGAAGAAUUGCGGGAGAAGCUUAACCUAGCAAUUGAGAACACUGAAGGUUUUGAUGGAGUCGAUUGAGUGACCAAAGCUGGCUGAUUUAGUGUAAUCACAUCAUCCAGCGAGUGUGCUGAAAUGUGAAGCAAAGUAUCUAGAAAUGGAGUUUUGAGAUUAAGUCUUACUUGUAGGGAAAUGUCUCUUUUUAUUAAACUAAUGAAGCACAAACAGACUAAGUAUGCAGUAACACUACCAUCAGUUCCCUGAACUCGCAUUUUCAGAGCUGAGAUGAGAAGUAUUUUUCUUAUAGACUGGUUGAAUAUGGCUAAUUUGCCUGGACGUGCUUGUUGUACCAACUAAUAAAAUAUGGUUUAAAUGCAGGCAAUGAAUCAAAAAUCCCAUUUAAUUCAGUGACCUCACAAUGCAGGCUUCUGAUGUUUAAUAUUGUUCAGUAUCUAUUCUGUACAGCACUAAUUAUCACAUCCUUAAUUAGGAAUGUGCAUAUAAGAUCUAACAACCUAGCUCCCUUGUCACUGUCACUCAAUUGUGCAUUUUUCCCAGUCUGUGUGCCAAGUCAGGCUGGUUUGCUGUAUUGAAUCACUGCAGUUUUAUCACUGUGUCGUUCUUACGUUGGUAACCGCCUGGAUAAACUAAUAUGUAGCAUAAUGUUAAAUUUAAUCAAUAGUGAUUUCAUAUGAGAGUUAAAAUUGAUAGCUUAAAGAACUCUAAUAAACAACUGAAAAGUUAAUUCUGUAAAAUAACUUGGAAGAUUACUCAAAUGUGAAUUUAGAAGAGGGUAAACUCAAAUGCAUGGAAGUCAGUCUGGGUAGAUGAAGUUCUAGUGCCAAAUUCAAGCUUUGAAAUUUAAUUUUAUCACGCUAUAAAAUUCGCAUUGAACUGUGUGUUUAUUUGUGAAACUUUUUUCAUUGCUAUAAUAGCAUCUCUCAAAAUGUGAUCACGAAUAAUAAGAGUUUAAUUAUUAAUAUUUUCAGAAACCACUUCUAUUCUUCACUUGACCAUUAAUCUUUCAUUUCAAAAAUUCCAAAAGCUGUACUUAAUACUUCACAGAUCUUGGCUUUUGAAUUUAUGCUUGAAAGCUUACACAAUUACAAUGGUUUGUCCAAAUUGAUACAAAGAGAAUGAAAGGAGCCUGCUGAAGAUUCGCUCGGUCUGCUUUGUCCACAUUGUGGAAGACAACAUUUUAAAGACCGUAAAGAAAUCAGAAAAGCUAACUUGUAUCAGUGAAUGGAAAGUCUAUGUUCUCACAGACAGUAUUUUUCAUAGUGAAAGGUGGAAUCUAUAAGUUGGGUUUUUUUUGAAAACGGCAACAUACAUCUGUGGUGGAACAGUGAAAUAUACUUGCCAUUUUUUUGAAAAUCCCAAAACAAAAAAUUAAUCUUUAUAAAGUGGCAGCAGUUAUUGGACCUUAUCUGUGAAAAUACAAACGUUUACACUUUAGGAAAGAAAGGUUUAUGGUCAGCUGAAUCCAAUAGCUAAACUUAAAUUUUCUUAAGUGUCCAUUAUCAAGGUGGUUAUAAGGAGGAAUACCCAUGCAGUCAAAUUGGAAUUUUUGAAAAAUGGUGGUUUUAACAAGGGUUUUACAUUGAAAGAUGUUAAUCCUGUUGAUACCAAGAAUGGACUUGAAUAUUGUUACAAUUGAUCUUCAUUACUUUUUUUCUGAGAAUGAUAAAAUUGCCUCUCUUCAACCGUAGCUUGGAAUGUAUGUCAGUUAUUAGAGAAUGUGUGUAAAUAUUACAAAAUAUAGUAAUUCCAAAUUGUACAUAUUCUUUAAAUUAUAUUUGUGUUCUGCACAAUAUAUAUUCACCUCAGAUUUGUAAAUAACUUCUGAAAAUAAUCCACUAACUUUUAUAGUUGCUAUAUUAUAAAAGAUGAUGCAUGCAAUGUUAUCUUUCAUCUUUAAGGUUAUAAUUUAGAAUUGAAUUUGCAACAAGAAAGCAGACUGGGUGGAAACAAUUCUGUAAAUACAUACAAUGCACUUCUAAUUAAAUGAAUGAAAUUCAUCUGAAGGAGGAAUUUCGUGAGAAACACUGGGAAGUUGGCGGACAAAGCCUAUUUGUAAUAAAAUAGCCUUUUUGGUGCAA